Molecule: messenger RNA, 11608 nt
Organism: Xyrichtys novacula (pearly razorfish)
Lineage: Eukaryota; Metazoa; Chordata; Actinopteri; Labriformes; Labridae
Source: the annotation of a GenBank genome assembly
AUGUCGAUAGAAGAUCCAUUUUUCGUUGUGAAGGGGUAAGAAACUAACAGAUUUAAGUUCUUAAAUGAGGCGUCACCUUAGCUGUAUCUAUCCGCCAGUGUGCUUGAAGCUUAAUUUGAUAGAUAGUUGCGCUUUAUAUCAAAACACAGUCAUUCAAACGAAGUUUGAGCAGCUAGCUCUAGCUAACUAGCCUCGAUGCUAACAUCUGCGCUUGGGUAAUCGAGUGUUGAUGUUUGUUUGGUCUACUAAAAGUCCGUCCUGUGCGGUGUAAUCCCUCAGAUUUAGAUUACUUUCACGUGUUAGUCAGUGGAAACACCUGUGCAGCUUUAAUGAGACAGUUUACACGGUGAUGUGAAGUUUAAGAAGGGUGUGAAAUGUAGCUUCUGUCUGUUUGUUUUGGUUAGUUUUGGAGUUGAGCUUGACAAACAGAGAAACGUGUCUCAGUGUGUGCAGUUCAAGUGUUGUGUGUCUGUGUGUUUAAUCAGGGAGGUGCAGAAGGCCCUGUCACGUGCACGGAGCUUGUUUGAUAGGUGGGAAGAACUGUUACAGGAUGGAACACAGGUGAGCAGACCCCUCGAGUCCUCAGGUAUAUGACUGUCUAACCCUGAUAGUCUGAUGUGGGUGAAUCAGUCCAAACACAUCCUCCUGACACUCAGAAACACACCCUGUGAGAGUUGUCCAACACAAGAUGAGUCUGCAAACACAUCAUACCACCUUAAUCUGAGAAAUACUAGGCCACUGUUUAAUGUUUACAAAGACAAACCUGGAUUAUAAACUGUGUAAUCCUUUUAUUUAACAGACAAAAGUGCAAAAUCAACAUACUAGAUAUUAAAACACAUAACAUUUUCUGUGUUUGUUGAAUAAACAUAAUCUCAUUAAAAUAGCUGAAACAACUUAAAAGUUUAGUUUUGCUAAAAAGGGUCAAGGCUAGGGCUGGGCAGUAAAACUGUCCCUGUCGGUGAGAAAAAAAGAAAAUGAGUGCUACCCCCGGCAGAAAUGCAGAUGAAGAUGAUGACAUCAUCGACAAAACUGGCAUGAAAAUGUCGGUGGUGUGGUAUUUUGGUAUUUUGUUUUUUUAGGUUGGACAUGAAGCAGAGUAAUGUGCACUGCAAAUUCUGUCGAGUAGAUGUUCUCACCAAGUCGGGGAAUACCUCAAAUCUUUUGCACCGCCUGAAGCAGUGCCACGUGGCAGAGCAUGCACAAUGAAAACGGUUACAAACCCUGACCGAAGCAAGGAGCCUAUGGUGCUUGCAGCCGAAACAGCCGACCGUUCAGUCCACUUUCUCUAACCCAGUGGUUCUCAAGUCCAGUCCUCGAGGCCCACUGUCCUGCAUGUUUUGGAUAUUUCCCUGCUCCAACACACCUGAUUCAAAUGAUUAGCUCGUUAUCAAGCUCUGUAAUGGCUUAAUAACGAGCUCAUCAUUUGAAUCAGGUGUGUUGGAGCAGGGAAACAUCCAAAACAUGCAGGACAGUGGGCCUCGAGGACUGGACUUGAGAACCACUGCACUAGUGCAAUGCCUCACGACAAAACGUUAAAGAGACACAAAGACCUCACAGAUGCAGUAGCUUAUUGUAUUGCAAAAGACAUGAUACCAAUAAGAACUGUUAAAUUUCAUGUAAGAGUAACAGGGAACAUUUAAGAUUGACAGGUGUUUUUUUUUUUUUAUUUCAUGAUACAUAUCGAUAUCGACUGAUAUAAAAAAAUAUACUGUGAUAAACUUUUUCCCAUAUCGCCCAGCCCUAGUCAAGGCUAAAAUCCAGUACUGAAUAUCUGUUAUCUUUGGGCCCACAGGCUGCACAGCAUUGACAAAAAGACACAACUCUAUUGUGGAAAUCACUGCAUGGGCUCUAAAUCAUAUCCAAAACCCAUUAUCCAAACAACACUUUUUUUAAAUUCCAACAUUUGAUUUGUUGUCUUUGCAUUUUUUAAAACUUCCAACAUUUUGGAAUUGAGGUUUUGUUCAGAAUUUAAAAGUCUGCAGAUAAAUGAAACGCAAGAUAAGGUACUUUCACUUUUGUUUAACUGCAUGUGGAGAAAAAAGCAUGGAGCCAAGAAAACAGCAGCAGUAAACUGUAUCUAAAGGUUGUGCUUGUGUAAUAUUUACAUUAUCUUACAAAGUUACGUGGUGACUGACUCACCUGUAACCUUUCAACAACACACUGGUCCUGUCCUGUAAUGAUGUGUGCAUUCCCAACAAAUUUCCUUUCAUGUUUUUUGUUGUAACAACGACCUCUUCACAUCUAUAUUUAGCAAACAUAGUAGUUUUUCCGUCAUCGUUCAGAGUCCCAUGACUCACAGACACCAUUACUCGGCACCACGGCUCCUCAAUGUAAACCAGUUCUGUGAGCAUCCACAGCUGAUAACAAAGACAUUCCUCGAGUUUAAAAAUAGUAACACAGUUAUGUGGUCCCAGGUGACUCGGGAUGAACUCGACUGGAGUACCAACGAACUGAGGAACUGUCUGAGGGCCAUAGACUGGGACCUGGAGGACCUCAGUGAAACUAUCAGUAUCCUUUUAAACAAGAAAAUACUCCCUUACAGCCCACAUCUUCACAUGACCGAAAGUGUAUAUUUAGAACAAACGGCUUCCUUGUGUCACUCUGACUCUUCCCUUUCUAUCUUUACUCUCGUUUAGGAGAAACAUCCUCUUCUCAAGACCGGGAAAAGUGCAAAAAUUUGAUAACGUACAAAUAAAAAGCCCCUCUCAGUAGCUGGAAAAGUCAAAAUAGAAAAGACAGAGAACAUUUUUGUAUUUGAUUCUUAAUAUCAGAUAGUAAAAGCCUUAAUAGUUUUCUUUUCAGAUUGAAUACACGUUCAUUGCAGUUUUUAUUGUACAGUUCGCUUUGUUUGGGAUUGAAUUUACGGUACUAGGUUGUUUUUUUUUACCACGCCUCAUUUCCCCAGUCUCUGCGGUUACACCUCACUGUAAGUAGGUGUGUCUUACAGUACAAGAGGAAUAAGCAAUAAAACAUUUUACAACUGCCAGGUAUUGAUGUCAAAUUAUUAAUGUCUCCAAUGUCAACAAAGUGGGAAACUCCCAAACCGGUUUGUCCCCUUCGAUCCAACAAACUUUUUCAUCCUCUUGUUCAAUUUUUUUCAUGAUGAAUGAAUUCUUUAUUUGAAAGUGUAGCUGAGAUUUUACAGUGACUCCUACAUGAAGGGAGGUCAGAUUUGUUUGGUUUUGUGCAUUUGUUCCUUAACCAGCUCAGAUAUUGUGGAGUCAAACCCUGGGAAGUUCAAACUGGGAGACAAUGAACUUCAGGAGCGGAGAGACUUUGUGGAGAGAACCAGGUCAUCUGUCCAGGUAAACUCUUUGGUGUUUCUCUGCUCAGUAUUUUUUCUACUAUCUUGCACAAAGAGAUGCUUGAUAUUGCUAGCUCUACUUAUGAUAACCUCAUCUGCAGAUCUGUGAUCUGUGAUUCUGUGUUAACUUGUGUUAGAUUGAUAAAUUGUGCUGAAUUUGAACAGUUCUCUGAGUCGUCGUGCCUUUGGUCGAGUCAAAUCAAUUCACCAUAUUUGCUAAGAGAAUAUACUUUUGCAUCUCAUUAAUCUGUUGGACUGAGAUUUACCAACUCAUACAGUUUUAUCCCAGGUGCAAUCAUAUCAUAUAUCCUCAGAAAGAAUAUAAGGAGUGACAAAAACUUGUGUAGAAACUGUGUAGCCAUCUUCUCGUCAGCCUGCUAGAGAGCACAAAAAGUUCUCUGGCUACUGAAGAAAUGAUUAAAAAGUUGAAGAAACCAUUAAUACAUAGUCGGGCAGGAUUUGAGGAGCUUUAAAAGCCAGUUGUGGUAUAUUUGGAUAUGCACACAAUGAAACAAUGAGGUGAAUGAUUGAAUUGAAUAAAUCAUUGAAUUUCCCUUCAGGUGUAAAUAAAGUUCUUAUUCUUAUGAAAGUGAAAAUGUCAACAUAAAUAAGAAAAUGUAAAAGGUUCUGAUAUUACUAAGGGGAAAGGGAUAAAAAAAAAGUUCUGUGUGAAAUAAUAGCAAAAAGCAAGGGGUAUAGAUGAAAAAAGGCUCCUGUAUGUUGCAAUUCUAAAAACUCAUCGUCGUAACUGUGUAAGUGGCAUAGAAAUAAAUCAGUUUGGAGGUGGAUUGUACAUUUAUGGUCAGUACAUUGUUAUUAAAUUUCCUAAACCAAAUAAAUCAAAGUAUACCACCGUAAUAUUGUAGACAGUUUGACUAUUUUUUUAAAUAAUAAAACAUACUUAUAAAGCAGCUUUGAAAACAUAGAAACACACACACAGACACACUCAUGGUUUUAGGGAAUUCCCGCUAUGUCCAAAGACAGUGUGGGUUUGAUUUCCACUCUCAAGAAGCUUUACCUCUUUAAAACCACAUAUGUUGAACCCACAUGAAUCAGUCCUGAUCCUUCGAUGAAAUUCCUUCACAAGUGCUGGUUCCAUCAGCACAUCAGUCAGCUCCAAUGUGCCCUAAUUCGGACUUCAGUUGCAGUCAUGUUCACCGUCCCCAGAGUGGGCUGUGCUUACGCUCCCAUUCAUGAGUUCCAGGAAAAUACGCAGAAAUCCUCCGAUCUUAAAUUGUCUGUUUUUCAUACAGAGGAGCACGUGCAGGCACUAUUUUUUUUAAAAGGUGUUGCCAAUGGCUACAAGAGACCGUGUUAGAAGAAAGACACAAACAUUGCCUGGAAGUUCUGUGCUGUGUUUUGGAAACUGAAGUGUUUCUAACAAACCGCAGAGACUGCGGGCCAGACAAAGUCAAGCAUGAGUCAAAGCAGCAGCAGCAGCUCAAACUGAGCCUGUUUAUAUAUUCCUGCUGUUUUUACUGUGAGGAGGAGUGUUAUUGAUUAUCUAUCAGUACCUGUCAGCUUGUUUACCUACUCUGCACCUGAGCUGAAUAGCGCUGCAUGCACAGUGGAAAACAUGAGUCAGUUUGAAACACAGCAGUCUUGCAGGCAAAGGUAAAGUCCUUAAAAUAGAGCAGAGAAGAAUUGAGUCAUCUGAGUCGAACAAAAGAGAUUCACUCAGAUGAACAAAAGGCUCUCUGGCAUUUAAAUUCACCCGCUGGUUUUUCUGGAUCAGGAGAAUAAAAGUCUCAUUAACGAAGCUGUCUGCACUAAGCCGGGCUUUUAGAGAGAUUUUAGCUGAGGUUGUGAAACCCUGUCAAGUUAAUUGUGUGUACGUGUGUGUGUGUCGUGCAGGAGAUGAAGGAUCAGCUGUCCAGUCCCUCUGCUGUGGCUCAGGCAGAGAAGAAGAACAGACAGGUUGGUGGACAUUUCUACCCCCAAAUGUAUGAAACAUACAGGGGGAAAAAGGGGGUGCAAGAAAUGUUUGAGAAAUGUCGAUUAGCAGAAAAAAACCCACUCUGAGCUGCUGUGUUGGCAGGUUGCUUUGAGACAUUUCUAUCUGAAACACCAAACAAAUGAUUUCAUCAUCUGUGAUUUGGAAAGUAUUGUGGGCAGGAGCAGCUGCAAAAGAAACUGUCAAACCCACAUUGUUCCACUAGUCGGCCUACUUUUUUUUAAAGUUUAGAAGAUCACACACUCACUCUGACUCUUUCUUUCCUCUUUUUUUUAUUUUUUUUUUAAACCACACGUCAUGUGCACGUGCCUUGUUUGUGUGUGUAUGUAUGUAUGUUUGUGCAGGCUCUGCUGACUUCAUCAGGUCAGGACAGAUCAUCGGGACUUGAGGCUCAUAUGGUGUCUACAAACUCCAGAUACAUCCAGGAGCAACAGGAGCAACAACAGGUAUCCAAGAGGGGCGAAUACUAGAUUGUGAACAUGCAGAGGAUGUGAAUACAAAUGCAAAUAUUCAAUAAGUGUUACAGAUACAAAUAAGAAGGGAAGAGCAAGAAAAUGAGAGUCAGAAGGGUGGAAAGGACAAAUAUAGAAAAGGGGAAAAAAAAGUUUUGUUAUCUGGAAAUACUUCAACAUAUUGUGGGGUAUGUGAUACUUUAAGGAAUGAAAACGAGAACUGCUCCAGUGGGUCAAUUCUCAUUCAAUCAUUCAUUAAUUUAAUGUCACUUUGAAGGGAAAUACAGGAGAACAUUUGAAGAUCUGAUGCGUUAUAACUAGAGCUGCUAAACAGUUUCUUUAACUGCGAUUAACUGGAGAUUCUUAAUUGCAGUUAAACACAUUUUAAAAUCCUGUUAUUUUGCAUCCUAGCCAUCUUUAAAUCCAUGAGGAUUGUGAACUGAGUUCCAAUGAAAUGCACUUUGACUCGUAGAUUCUUCACUAAAAUAAAUGCUGCACAAUCACACCGGUGUGAUCCAAAACCAUGUUUUAGAGAAGAGUGUAUAUUUAGGGAAUUCCCUACCCUUUAGUCCUGGAAAAAGCAUGUAAGAUCAGAUAAGAUAAACUUUAUUGCCCUUAAAGUGGAAAAUUCGUCCAGGGCUAUUCACCCUCACUGCAGCCACAGAAAUGAACAACAUACAGCAUGAUGUCAACGGAUGCUGUCAUCUCUGUUGACUUAGUUUACGCUGCACAUACAGUAAGCCACCUUAAAGGGAUAUUCCAGCUUAAAUUUAAGUUAUGGUCAAACACACUGUAACACAGAGUUCGACAUCCCCUCGAGAGAUGAAUGUUGCUGACCGCUUGCUUCUCUAGUUAUACCAACUUUAGUAAAGACCGCAGAUAGCAAUACACAGCGGUCUACGUCUCUGAAGAAAUGAUCAUAAUUGUUCUUCCUAUGAUCUUUCUAUGUUCAUUUCUUCAUAUAAUAUGGUAAUUAUUACUUCAAGGAAAUGAUAAAGUAGUGAUCAUAAAUGUUCUUCUUUGAGCUACGAAACUUCGCUGCAGUCAGUAAUGGACUCGUCCGAGCUCUGCCUACAAACAAACGGCUGCUGGAGGUGAGUGGGUGAGUUGUGUUAGAGUGGCUUUUUGGUCGAGGUUUGCGCGUGGCUCCAUAGACAGCUGUAUAUUGCUAUCUGCAGUCGUUACUAAAGAUGGUAUAACUAGAGACGCAAGCCAUUGGCAAUGUUCAUCUCUCUUCGGGGUGUGUAACUCUGUGUUACAGUGUGUUUGACACUAAAUUAAUUUUACGCUGGAAUAUCCCUUUAAUGAUCAGGACUCCAGGAGAUUCUAAAGUUUCUUGAUGUUUGCAAACUCAGCAUGGAGAUCACGUGAAGCUUUAAGUGCAUCUUUAUUUUCUUUGGUGGUACUCGGUCUGUUGGAAGCAUCAGAAAUCAGAGGCUCUAGCUGUUGUUCAAUCUUCACCUCCAUGUCUGGACCGAGCUCGAAGUGUGCCUUGCAGUAUCCAAUUGCUCUGUAACUCCAGAGAGGCUGCUUUCCUCUGCAUGUCGGGCAGUUAAAGCAAAAGGGUGAAAUGUCCAAUAAGUGUCGACAUGUUGCGCAGUCAUCCUGAGAUCAUUUUAAUCACAUGCUGAUGCACAACAUUGCCACUCAUCAGGAGUUCUGGUUUCAUACAGGCCCACCUGUCGCCUGUGUGUUCUUCAUGUCCAGUCACAACAUGCUCACCUGAGUUAGCAUGACCCGAGUCUUUCACAAUGUUGAUUGGCCUGUGGUUGUUUCCAUCCAUUUAUCAAUCACUGGGGUUCACUUCUUUGAUUUAAUGUGUCAUCCGCAGCCAUAGGGGGUUCACACACUCAACCCUCAGAUUUAAGUAGGUAUAAUAAGGUAAAGGUUGGAGACUUCAACUUUUGUGGGGGAAGAGUGAAAGGAGGUUAAAAAAAGGUAGUGUCAAACAUUUGAGGGUAGUGAUUGUGUGAUUUCUUUGCAGAUUGAUGUAAAGAGAGCAGCCUCGCUGUCAGCCUGAUGCUGCUAUAACCUUUGUUUUUAUGAUGAUAACAGAGAGAGAAUCAAGCAAAGGAUCAGUCUGCAAGAAGAGCAUUAAAGACGAGAGAGUGUCGGCUUUCUGCUGCAGCAGUUUAAAAAAAAAAACAAGGUCUCUGUUCUGCCAAGUAUCAAAUAAGUAAAUAAAGUGAAAGAGGAUUAAAUGUAGGUGGAGAGUUCGUUUUUCAUGUCUUGGCAGAAAAAGGCUGUUCCUGUUUCCUGUGGAUUUAAAUGAUGAAACCUCAUCUUCUCACAUCCUGUGUGUCAUGUCGAGGUUUCAGAUGAAAAAAAACAGAAAACACACUGAGCUUGUUCGCAGUUUUGAUCUAAUGAUUAAAGAGAAGAUCUCUGACCCUGUGCAGUUUCAUCAGCUCCACCAACAGGAUGUUUGGGUGUCACUCUUUGUUAAGAUAUUAUUGGACCUUAAUCUACAGGACAGUAAAGAGAGAGUUAGAAGAAGUGUGGCCUAAAGUUUGCAGUAAGAGUAGUUUUCACUAAUCACCUCUCUGCCGGCUUUGGCAGCAAAGUAAUCCGUAUGGAGAGCAAAAGUAGGCAGGAAACCAUCCACUGUGAUCUGAAAGCUAUUGAUUUAUCACUCUCUAAACAAAUACCUGCAUCCAAGGGCAGCUGAUAAUUUAUUCUGGUGAUGAACUUUCAACUCAGGCAAUAAAUCUGCCUGUAGGGCUGUGGCACUGCAGGAAUUCCCCUGCGGUGGUUACAGGAGGCCUGGCUGUAUAGCACAGCACUCCCUAUUAAAGCACGUGAUCAUACACUGGCUGACUCAUCCACAUCCUGUGUGACGGUGUGUGUAAGGUGUUUUUGUCCUACACUUUCAGUGUUGUGUUUGGCAUCUUGGAUAAAGGCUUCAUAGUCUGACAUCAGCGUGUCAGCGCUGGAGGAGGCAGGCAGCCGCUUUAGCAUGACGGCUUCAUCUUAACUUCCCCUUUAAAGUCGAUGUUUUUCACAGGGACCUUUUUUGGCGCUGCAUUCACACAUUACCGCAUCUUUAUGAGCUGGUUCUCCAUUUUCAUUUAGCUUUGAGCCUAAAUGUUCUCAAAGGAGCGGAAGUAAACAUGAGCUGGGGUGAGGUGACGUAACUUGUCGCCCAUCAUGCUCUGCGGUUGGCUUGUCAACACUGUGGUAUUUUAUUGUGGUGACAACCCUACCUGCCUGACACUGGGUCAUGAAGGCCAAUUGGAUUUCAUGACUUCCUGGAAUACAUUAGACCUGAAUUUUCCUACCUCUAUCCAACAAGCAUACUUCUAUAAAGUGCUAAAUCACAGCGAAUGGUAUCCGAGAUUUCCUUACACAAAGAGCAGCUCUAAAGAAUGAAGAGUAAUGUUUGUGUGUUUGUGUUUGUACAGCUGAUCAUGCAGGAGCAGGAUGAGCAGCUGGAGUUGGUAACAGGCAGCAUCAGAGUCCUCAAAGACAUGUCAGGACGGAUCGGGGACGAGCUGGACGAGCAGGCCGUGUGAGUGGACAAAAACAAACAAACACCAACAUGUUUUUGUUUUUUACAAUGUGUGAUCAUUACACAUAAAAUGGACAGAGGGGUGAGCUUCAGAUCAGGUUUUUCAAGUCUGAAUCAUUGGUAAGUCUUGAAAGUCUCACAACAACCCUUGAACUCUCCUCUAGCACCACCCUCAGGACAAACACCAGCACCUUCAGACAGCUCUGAGAUCCCACACUGUACUUAGAUCUUUGACUUAAUCAUACAUAAAAGGUUAUUGGGGCUAAAUAUUUCUCUUCAAGUUUGGCUUUGAUUGGCAGUUUAUCUGUCUGCAUAAUAAACUAAUGCAGAUAUGCUCCUAAAGCUGUGGUUGAUGUGCUUUUUUCCCCCCUAUAAAUAACUAAGCCUUGCUCUCGUUUUUCAGCAUGUUGGGGGAUUUUGGAGACGAGAUGGACCAGACGUCAUCCCGGAUGGAUUCAGUCCUGAAGAAGUUGGAGAAAGUGUCUCACAUGACCAGCAGUGAGUCCACUCAGCACUGACAGAAUCACACUGAAUUGAUCUCAAGCAACACAAACAUUUAAAAUUUAUAUUUUUUAAAGAUUUACCUGCAUGUUUUUCAAAUAAUGAGACUCAGACUUUGCACAAGAGUGAACAGGACUUCCAACAGAGAUAGAGAGAGUUCUGAUAAAUCUGCGUAUUUUAACACCUAAAGGUGGAUUUUCCUGUGGAGCAGAUACAGUUUCUCACAGCAUGAGUACACUCCUUACAUUUAUGCAAAUACAUCUUUCCAUGGGACAACACUGAAGAAAUGGCAAGUUGAUACCAGGGCUGGGACGAUAUGCUUUUCUCCUGAUUCAAUUGUUCUACGAUUUUUUGGUGCCGAUUUGAUUUAAAUUGCGAUUUUACGAUAUUGUAUAUUUUCUCGAUUUUUAGUCUGCAAUGAUUGUCUACUAACUAUUUCAGGAACCAUAUUUCCCCAAAAAUACACGUCAUAUGUUAGUCAGUUUUUAAGAUUUGUUCUUGAAUUUGAAAAAAAAUAUCGAUUUUUGAACAAAAAAUUUGAUUUAAAAAUUGUAAAACAAAAAUCGCGUCACUUGCAUGAAUAGAUUUUUUUUCCCACCCCUAGUUGAUACAGUGUAGAGUAGUCCUCACAGCCAUUAAUGUGUACACCGCUGGCAGCUAAAAUGAGCACACCACUAAGUGAAAAUGGGUCAAUAUUCUGUGUGGCCACCAUUAUUUCCAGCACUAUCUCAACGCUCUUCGGCAUGGAGUUCACCAGAGCUUCACGGGUUGCUCCUGUAGUCCUUCUCCACUCCUCUUUGAUGACACCAUCUGGCGGAUGUUUGAGACCUUGAGGAUGCCCCACAGAUCCUCAAUAGGGUUUAGGUCUGGAGACACGCUCGGCCAGUCCAUCACCUUUACCCUCAGCUUCUUUAGCGAGGCAGGGGUCAUCUUGGAGGCGUGUUUGGGGUCGUUAUCAUGUUGGAAUAUUGUCCUGCAGCCCAGUUUCCAAAGGGAGGGGAUCAUGUUCUGCUUCAGUAUGUCACAGUACAUGUUGGCAUUCAAGGUUCCCCUUAAUGAACUGCAGCCCCUCAGUGCCAGCAGGACUCAUGUAGCCCCAGACCGUGACACUCCCAUCACCAUGCUUGACUGUAGGCAGGACACACUCGUCUUUGUACUCCUCACCAUCUGAACCUAAUGGGUUUAUUUUGGUCUCAUCAGACCACAGAACAUGGUUUUAGUAAUCCAUGUCUUUAGUCUGCUUGUCUUUAAUAAACUGUUUGCUGGUUUUCUUGUGAAUCAUCGUUAGAAGGGGCUUCAUCCUGGGAUGACAGCCAUGCAGACCAGUUUGAUGCAGUGUGUGCCGUAUAGUCUGAGCACUGACAGGCUAACACUCCCACCCCUUCAAUUCAACCUCUGCAGCAAUAGAGAUGCGACGAUCCAUAUUUUUUCCGAUCCAAUACGAUACCGAUACCUGGGCUGAGCAUAUCGGCCGAUAUCCGAUACUGAUCCAAUACGACUGUUGAAUGAAUGAGCUGUAUACCUUGCCCAUACCUUGUUUAAAAAAAAAAAGGUAACAAAUUAACACAGAUUCAAAUUUACUUAAUAUUAUUUAUUAACAAAUAACAAAUUGCACUUAAGAAAAUUUACUCUGUAAAUUUACACUGUUGUACAAGAUGUACAAUGACUACUUUACAUGGUAUCAAAGUGUCAUUUCUUCAGAAAAGAUAUUAUGAAGUCUUUGCAGAAAUGUGAGGAGGUACUCACUCUAAGUCAUGCUUCAGUCUCAGUCUGCACGUAUCAAACCUAAAGAUCCUUUCUUUCCCUCUUCAGGUCGGAGGCAGUGGUGUGCCAUCGGCAUCCUGGUCGCCAUCAUGAUUGUCAUCCUCAUCCUCUUCUUUGCCCUCUGA